ACUCUAUUCUCAUUCUCACUAAUGCACCCUUAAAUGAAUAUAGACUGGAUCAAUGCCAUUCUCCACAUGGGUUUUAAAUCAAGAUGUGAAGAAGGAGAAUCCCCUGCAGUUCAGAUUCCGCGCCAAGUUCUAUCCGGAGGAUGUGGCUGAGGAGCUCAUUCAAGACAUUACUUUGCGUCUGUUCUAUCUGCAAGUGAAGAAUGCCAUACUGUCCGACGAAAUUUACUGUCCACCAGAAACAUCCGUACUUCUCGCCUCGUACGCCGUUCAAGCGCGUCACGGCGACUACAACAUGGGUGUACACACAGCUGGCUUUUUGGCCAAUGACCGUCUGUUGCCACAACGCGUGAUCGACCAACACAAAAUGUCCAAGGACGAAUGGGAGCAAUCGAUAAUGAAUUGGUGGAAGGAGCAUCGCGGCAUGCUGCGCGAAGACGCCAUGAUGGAGUACUUGAAGAUCGCGCAGGAUCUUGAGAUGUAUGGCGUGAAUUACUUUGAAAUUCGCAACAAGAAGGGCACCGAACUGUGGUUGGGCGUUGACGCGCUCGGUCUUAACAUCUACGAACAGGAUGACAAGCUGACGCCGAAGAUCGGUUUCCCUUGGUCGGAGAUCCGAAACAUUUCGUUUUCGGACAAAAAGUUCAUAAUCAAGCCAAUUGACAAGAAAGCGCCCGACUUCGUCUUCUUUGCGCCGCGUGUUCGCAUCAAUAAACGUAUUCUGGCGUUGUGCAUGGGCAAUCACGAAUUGUAUAUGCGACGCCGCAAACCCGAUACAAUCGAUGUGCAGCAAAUGAAGGCGCAAGCGCGUGAGGAGAAAAACGCCAAGCAACAAGAACGGUGA
Messenger RNA from Rhagoletis zephyria (snowberry fruit fly), 841 nucleotides. Its product is annotated as moesin/ezrin/radixin homolog 1-like. The record is from RefSeq and is a predicted model, not a curated record. Gene Ontology annotation, molecular function: actin binding. Lineage: Eukaryota; Metazoa; Arthropoda; Insecta; Diptera; Tephritidae. Gene Ontology annotation, cellular component: cytoskeleton.